AGUAGAAUCGACGGACAGCGUCAAAAUCCCUCGUGAAGGACACCAGUCGCUAUCCGCCAGGGGGCGAAACCACUGUUACGCAUUUUUCCCCCGACGCCAUUUGACAUGCCACUUCCGCAUGUGUAGGACGGAGCAGGCGGAUUAAUAUCUUGAAAUGCCCAGCUAGCUAAAGGAAUCGGAUUUUAUGGAUGGUUACUCAACUUUUCCUGCAAAUGCUUUUCACGUCGUGAAGUCAGACGGCGAAGGAGGAAGGGAAGGCAGAGAGACCAGGGGAGGUCUGACGACACCGUCCCCGCUCACCUACGCUGAAGGCACAGACUGAUAAAUGCAAGCACACCGCCCGGUCACAUCUGCCUCUGAUUUACACUGGAGGGACAUCAAGGCUUCACAACCAAAGCUGUCAGUCUGCAAGUAACGUGUGCAAGGACAGAAUCUUAAAAAAAAGGAGGUUUUUUUGGGGGGGGGGGGGGGGGACGUAGCAUGUGUGAGAGUCUGCAGCGGCGUUCGGUACCGGAGGUCCAAUAUUCAGGAUGGAUGACACAUGUUCCAGGCUACGUUUUCUGAUCCAGCUUCAAAGGGACCAAUCGUCAGGACAGAGAAGAAGCAGCUAAAGAUACAAGGUUUAAAAAUUAACCCCCAAAACUUCCUGUCCCAGGGCGAAAGAUGCGUUGGUGCAACUUAGGCCACCACUUGCUGUCGCUGGCGGCACUUCUGGUAAUUGUGAGCAGCGGAGGAGGGGAGCAGAGGAGGGGGACGGAUAGCAGCAGCGCCAGCGGCACAGGUGGCGGCAGCGGCAGCAGCAGCAGCAGCAGCAGCAGCAGCAGCGGAUCAAGUGGUGGCAGCAAUUACAGCAGCAGACGUUUCCACAAGAUCCAGCAUGGCCAGUGCACCUACACCUUCAUCCUACCCGAGGAGGAUGGAGGAGGCGCCUGCAGGGACACGGGAGCCGGUAGCCCCCAGCAAAACGCCAACUCCCUCCAGAGGGACGCGCCGCCGCCCGAGCCGGAAGUUCCCAGCCAGAAGAUCCAGCAGCUCGAGCACAUCAUGGAGAACUAUACCCAGUGGCUGCAGAAGAUUGAAAACUACAUCAAAGAGAGCAUGAAGACGGAGAUGGCCCAACUGCAGCAGAGUGCCGUGCACAACCACACUGCGGCCAUGUUGGAAAUGGGCACCAACCUCCUCUCUCAGACGGCCGAACAGACGCGCAAGCUGACCGACGUUGAGACACAGGUCCUCAAUCAGACGUCGAGGCUUGAGAUCCAGAUGCUGGAAAAUUCACUUUCCACUAACAAGUUGGAGAAAGAGUUAAUGGUCCAGACCAAUGAGAUCAGCAAAUUGCAUGACAAGAACAGCCUCCUGGAGCAGAAGAUGUUGGAGAUGGAGACGCGACACCGUGAUGAGCUGGAGACGCUGAAGCAGGAGAAGGGAAGUCUCCAGACCCUGGUGGGGAGGCAGAGCGGGGUUAUCGGCGAGCUGGAAACCCAGCUGAACCGAGCCACGGGAAACAGCACAGCCCUGCAGAGACAGCAGCAGGAGAUGAUGGAUACCGUCCACAACCUGCUCAACCUCUGCUCUAAAGACGGAGUUGUCCCUAACAGUACAAAAGUUGCGGACGAGGAGAAGAAGUUCCGCGACUGUGCCGACCUCUACCAGGCCGGCUUCCAUAAGAACGCCAUCUACGCCAUCCAGAUCAACGCCCAGGAGACGAAAAAGGUGUAUUGCAACAUGGAAACUGCCGGUGGCGGAUGGACGGUCAUCCAGCACCGAGAAGACGGCAGCGUGGACUUCCAGAGAACGUGGAAGGAGUACAAGAUGGGAUUCGGGAGCAUGUCUGCAGAGCACUGGCUGGGGAACGAGUACGUUUACCAGCUGACCAGCCAGAGGCAGUACGCUCUCCGCGUGGAGCUGACGGACUGGGACGGACACCAGGCCUUCUCACUGUACGACCGCUUCCAGAUCGGCAGUGAGAAGCAGAACUACAGGCUGUUCCUGAAAAGCCACAGCGGGACGGCCGGCAGGCAGAGCAGUCUAGUGAUCCACGGAGCGGACUUCAGCACCAAGGACGCGGACAAUGACAACUGCCAGUGCAAGUGCGCCCUCAUGCUCACUGGGGGUUGGUGGUUCGACGCCUGCGGCCCGUCCAACCUCAACGGCAUGUACUUCACCCAAGGGCAGCACAUAGGGAAGCUGAACGGUAUCAAGUGGCACUACUUCAAGGGCCCCAGCUACUCGCUACGGGCCACCGCCAUGAUGAUCCGCCCGCUGGACUUCUCCUAGUUCCUUUUGAACUUUUGAACUUUCCAAACGCUUCCCAUUCUGUCCCCCGCGUCUCAUCUCAUUUUCGCCGGCCACGGGAGUCAUCCGAUAAAUCUUUUUAUUCUCAACCUGCACCCCCCCCACCCCAGAGCAGCUGCUGCUGUUGUUGCUGUGCUACUGUUGCCUCGCGACCUUUGCCCUCCUUGAACUGCCACGAGGAGGAGGAGGAGGAGGAGGAGGACAGAGCGAGGUGCGAUUCGCCCCGAACUGAUUUCUGCUCCAAACCAGAUUCUCGCACUUGAGAGGUUGUCGUUUUUUGGUUUUUUUUACUCACACCCGGAAUUCGUGCAGGUUUUGAGGUCAGAGUCGAAGCAUGACAUCAACCCACAGUUCCUCCACUUUCCCGGGGACCUGUGUUGUAACGAUGCGGCGGACGGGACUCUCUUCUGAUGAAUGGAAAGCAGCUUUCGCAGAGCGGCAGUGACUCUUCAACUGCUCACGGACCAAAACGCUUUCAGGAGACGAAAUGAGAGAUACUGCUUCUUUUUUAUAAAAGUGUUGCUCACAGCUCAUAAAUGCUGCGACUGUGUUACGUUGUCGUACUAUUUUUUUCCGUUGUCGUUAUUCUAACUGUAUGCAGUAUCCAAGAAGGUGAGAUCAAAUGUGUCUCUUGUACUGUACAGUUUAUGCUGCAGUUUAAACACACACACACACACACUCAGUUCCAAGGUGACCUUGACAUCCAAGUGAUGAGUUGCAGUCGUUAACAGUUAUGAGGCACAUUUCACACUCGCACACGCAUCACGAAGUGUGUGUGUGUGUGUGUGUGUGUGUGUGUGUGUGAGAUUAUUUUUGGAGCUCGAGAUGUUAGGUUAUUAUUGGAUUAGAUUCUGCACUCAUAUCAAUUUGUCUCUGUUGUUGGCUGAGAAACACCCGACACCUGCCAAGGUUUUCAGGCCGUGCGAUCGACUUACACUCGCAAAGUAAUGUGUAUUUUCAAAAUAUACACAGAGAUAUAUAUAUAUAUAUAUAUAUAUAUAUAUAUACGGUAUAUAUCCCGGAGCGUGAGGAUGAUGUAGCACGUCGCGACUCUCGUAUAAUCACAAAAAAUGCUUAUAUUAAGCUGGUGUCUCACACACACACUUACACACACACAUCCAUCAGUUUCUUCAUCUUCUAACCUCUGACCCCCGACGCAAAAGAGCAGAUCAUCACCGCUACAUUACACAGAAUCGUCCUCGAGCCAGUAUCUGUUUCUCAUCAAUGCAUCUUAAGGAAAAAAAAGAAGAAAAAAAGGAGCUGGAGUUGGACGUGAACCACGAAAUUAAUGAUUCCACCAAGUGAUCCGUGUGAACACGUUACAGCGUUUCCUAACCUCCAGCUUACAACAACACUCUCCGCCGUGGAGUAUUUACUAAAAGGUGCAUGUGGCAAGAAGACGGAGUGUAUCUGGAACUCGUAUAACUGCAAUUGACAUGUUUAUUAGCGUACUAUAAUUUAACGUGUGAGUAUGUAAAUCAGCUUUCCUGAGGAAAGCUAUUCUUUUUUUUUUCUUCUUCUUCUCCUCCUUCUCCUCCUUCUUCUUCUUCUUCUUCUGUUUUUACUCUGCCAGAAGUACAAUGGUGUCGGGAAGUUGAGCAUAAACCCCCGUAGGAGUUAAGACAAUAACCCUGGAGAAAUGUGCCUUUGAUACAGUAAACUCUGCUUUUACCUCAUUAAAAUUCUAGAUUUGCAGAUUUAUUUAUCUUUUUUUUUUUGUAACAUGUGGUCAGUGUCGUGUCGCUAGAUUAAAUAAAAAAGAAGGAGCAUGUGAUGCACUAACGUUUUCAA
Scophthalmus maximus (turbot) is the source of this 4086-nucleotide messenger RNA. It is a transcript of the gene angpt1, whose product is annotated as angiopoietin 1. Gene Ontology annotation, molecular function: receptor tyrosine kinase binding. The transcript is spliced from 10 exons. The record is from RefSeq and is a predicted model, not a curated record. Gene Ontology annotation, biological process: Tie signaling pathway; angiogenesis. Lineage: Eukaryota; Metazoa; Chordata; Actinopteri; Pleuronectiformes; Scophthalmidae. Bases 664 to 2277 code for a protein of 537 amino acids.